Pocillopora meandrina is the source of this 401-nucleotide messenger RNA. The record is from the annotation of a GenBank genome assembly. Lineage: Eukaryota; Metazoa; Cnidaria; Anthozoa; Scleractinia; Pocilloporidae.
AUGAAAGAAUUUGAAAUGGCACUGCAAGAAUUAAUUGACAAAGAAGAUGCAGCUGAGACCGAGCAGAGGAUUGUUGAUGACCAGAAGAAAAUGAAGGACAGUGAAGACAGGAAAAAUGCUGAGAGCGGUCGAAAGAAGGCCAUGGAAAGACUUGGACAAACACAGAAAAGGAAAGCAGACGAGUGAAAGCGAUGGGAGAAAAAGGAAGAAAUGAUCAAGCGGCAGCGACACAGUGAGCUUUCUGAGAGAGAAAAAUGAACAGGCACAAGAAACAGCAGCUCGAGGUUGAGUCAAAGAAGCAAGAUAACUUCAUGCAGAUGAUGCUAAAUCAGCAGCAACAGCAACAAAGACAGAUGCAGGAUUUUCAGGCUCUGAUGAGUAUCCAGACAAAACAGCAAAAC